Molecule: messenger RNA, 4104 nt
Organism: Gastrolobium bilobum
Lineage: Eukaryota; Viridiplantae; Streptophyta; Magnoliopsida; Fabales; Fabaceae
Exons: 15
Coding region: 268-3627 (1119 amino acids)
Molecular function (GO): phosphatidylinositol binding
Source: RefSeq, a predicted model, not a curated record
GCAAAAGAAAACUCUCACAGAAAGUGAGAAAAAUAAGCACACACUGCAUCACCAAUCUCAUGUGCAAGCAAAAAAACCUAACGGUCAUAGCUUUUCGUUGAUUCAAUCUUCUGGUCUUCAAUUUCAUCACAUUCAAUCGAAUUCCCCAUCUUAUUGAUCAUCACCAACCUUGGAGUGCUCAAUUUGUUGGUGAUGGGGUUGGUAUUUAUUUGAAUUGAAUUGAAUUGCGUUUUGUUAUUCACAAUUCAGAGAGGAUUGGAGAUUAGCAUGGCGAUGGCGAUGCCCAAGCCGAAUCAGGUGACAGUGAGAGACCUCAUCGAGGAAGCUAAGAAAAGGAUUGUCAUCCUGGUCGUUUGCGUUGUCGGACUCUCUUAUCUCAUGUCCUUGACAAGCUCCUCGGUUUGGGUGAACUUGCCAGCUGCGGCCUCCUUAAUUAUCAUUCUCCGCUAUUUGUCACUAGAUUUUGAAGCGAAGAGAAAAGCAGCAGUGUACAACAAUAAAGCAGGCUCCACCAGUGUUCAGUCUUCAAAGAAACCUAUUGAAAAUCCUAAAGUUGUUGCAAAGUUUGAUUGGAGAGAAAAAGUGAGUUCUCCUGUUGUCGAGGAUGCAAUUGAUCACUUCACUAGACAUCUAGUUUCUGAGUGGGUGACAGAUCUGUGGUACUCUCGCUUAACACCAGACAGAGAGGGUCCCGAGGAGUUAGUGCAAAUAAUUAAUGGUGUUCUUGGCGAAAUUUCAGGACGCAUGAGAAAUAUAAAUCUGAUUGAUUUUUUGAUAAGGGAUCUUAUUAAUCUCAUUUGUACACACUUGGAGCUAUUUCGUGCUGCUCACUCAAAGAUUGAAAAACAACGUACAGGUUCAUUAACAAUUGAAGAUCAAGAUACUGAACUAAAAAUUGUCUUGGCCACCGAGAACAAAUUGCAUCCUGCUUUAUUUUCUGCUGAAGCUGAGCAUAAGGUUUUGCAGCAUCUGAUGAAUGGUCUUAUGUCUGUCACGUUCAAGUCUGAGGAUUUGAAGUGUUCUUUCUUUCGGUAUAUUGCCAGGGAGCUUCUUGCAUGUGCUGUAAUGCGACCUGUCCUAAACUUAGCCAAUCCAAGAUUUAUAAAUGAAAGAAUUGAAUCUGUAGUAGUUAAUAAGGCCAACCUUAAGAAGGGGGCAGCUACAGCUCAAGAGGUAUCUCACGCUAAAGCAGAUGAGUUACAGACUUCGUCUGACCAUUUUUCCGACUGUUUAGAUCCUUCUGCUACUGGUGUUGAGCUUGUGCAGCUAAGAAAUGGUCCACCCAGAAAUGCAGAGAAACCUGCAAAAAAUAAUACCCAUGAUAAAGAUCCAUUGCUUUCAGUUGAUGCUCGAUCUUCCCGUUCAUGGAACUCAUUGCCUGUAAACUCCCAAACUAAUGAUGACCAAGGUAUUCAACGGCAUCGUUCAGGAGGAGAGUGGGGAGAUAUCUUAGAUGUCAUCUCUCGCAGAAAGACCCAAACCCUUGCUCCAGAACAUUUUGAGAACAUGUGGACAAAGGGGAAAAAUUACCAGAAAAAUGAUGGCGAGAACCAGUCCAAUGAGCAAGACCCACGGCAUCCUGUGGUAGGAAAAUUGCCGAAGGUAGAUCAUAUGAAGGCGAUAUCUGGACCCAAAGAAAAAAACACUAAAUCCAAGCUUAAUCCCUCUAAGGGAGACCACAUUAAUUCUGGAUACAACAGUCAAUUCACUGCUGAAAAUGCACCCUUUCAUGCAGACAAGAAUGGAUCAACUAUUUCUUCCUCGUAUAAAGAUGAGCACAACCACAUGCAUAUGCAGACGAGUGAAUCAGGGAGCGAUACUUCUUAUACUUCUGAAGAUGAUGAAACUAGUAAUGUCACUGGUCUUGAUGCCCCUGGAACUAUGGUUUGGGAUGGAAGAAGUAACAGAAACCAGGCUGUUUCUUAUGUUCAUCACCCACUUGAAAAUUUUGAUAAUCACAGUACAAAGAAGAGGAAUAAGAGCCAUUCUCGCUAUCCAAGAUUAUCCAGAACCCAAUCUGGCAGUAAAAGGUCUAGGUCAAGCGGUCAUAAAGUACAUAUGUGGCAGGAACUUGAGAGAACAAGCUUUUUAUCUGGAGAUGGUCAAGACAUACUUAGUUCUUCAAAAUCACAUGUAAACUCUGAUGAGUCCAGUGAUGAUGCUUAUAUUGAAAGUUUGGGUAGAAUUUAUAGUGGAGCAGCUGCCUCUUCUUCUGCAUAUUCUAUUUCUAAAUCAGAACUGAAAAGCUCCUCGGCCGUAGAUUCCUUUUACAAGUUGAGAUGUGAGGUCUUAGGUGCAAAUAUUGUGAAGAGUGGCUCAAGAACAUUUGCUGUUUACUCCAUAUCCGUUACAGAUGUAAAUAAUAACAGUUGGUCAAUUAAAAGAAGGUUUCGUCAUUUUGAGGAGCUACAUCGGCGCCUGAAAGAGUUCCCUGAGUAUAAUCUUCAUUUGCCACCAAAACAUUUUCUUUCAACCGGUUUAGAUGUUCUAGUCAUUCAAGAGCGCUGUGAAUUGUUGGAUAAAUAUUUGAAGAAACUUAUGCAGCUACCAACAGUUUCAGAAUCAAUUGAAGUAUGGGACUUUCUGAGUGUUGACUCUCAGACGUACAUAUUCUCAAAUUCUUUUUCUAUCAUGGAAACACUACCAGUUGGCUUGGAUGCUAAACCAUCUGAGAACACUAGUUGCACUUCCAAUUUUUCUACACAUUCAAGUGACACUUUUGCCCCUCGGAGAGAGAACUGUAGUGCUGAAAGUAAAGAGGCUGUUUUGCGAACAAGAAAUAAUGUUGUGGCCGAUGGAUUGAAGUUGAAAGUAAAUGGCAGCGUGCCUCUUUCUCUACCAAAAAAGAAUACACAGGAACCUAGAAAGUCACUUGACAAUUCUGACAACAAUAAUGCAUGGAAGAAUGCACCUUCUCCCAAUAACUUGCAGAAGACAGUGAAAAGAAGAGAUAGUCCAGAUGAGGUUUCUGAUGUGCGCCUUGAUACUUCUGAUACUCUUCCUACAGAGUGGGUGCCACCAAAUUUGAGUGUACCCAUAUUGGAUCUGGUUGAUGUUAUCUUCCAGGUUCAAGAUGGUGGAUGGAUGAGGCGGAAGGCCUUUUGGGUUGCCAAACAAGUCCUACAACUAGGAAUGGGUGAUGCCUUUGAUGAUUGGUUGAUAGAGAAAAUUCAGCUUCUCCGUAAGGGAUCAGUGAUUGCUUCAGGAAUCGGGCGGGUAGAGCAAAUCCUAUGGCCUGAUGGAAUAUUCAUAACCAAGCAUCCAAAACGACGACCACCACCACCUACCAGUCCAUCUCAGAAGUCACCUCAUGGGCAUCAACCUACACAAGUAUCUUCUCCGAGGAUGGAUGAUGAGCAGCAACAGGAGGCAGAUCAGCGUGCAAAGUUUGUAUAUGAGUUGAUGAUUGAUCAUGCACCACCAGCAAUUGUAGGUCUUGUUGGUCGGAAGGAGUAUGAGCAAUGUGCUAGGGAUCUAUAUUUUUUUCUUCAGUCAUCUGUUUGCUUGAAGCAGCUGGCUUUUGACCUCCUGGAGCUGCUGCUUAUGUCAGCAUUCCCAGAACUUGACGAUGUAUUCAAACAGCUGCAUGAAGAAAAGCAUAAAUUUGGUGAGUUCAGAACAAAGUGACUUAUAAUUUUCAGCUGAGCUACGAAGAUACAAUGGUAUGGAUGUUAUGUCUUCCAAGAUACAUUUUUGUGUUGUGAUUGUUCCUGGUUGCCUUUUUUGUCUCUGCAACUGGCAUCCUUCUUUUCUGCCUGCUAAUGAGUUGAAGGCAAUUCAAUUUUUCCAUCUACCAAAUUUGGUUUCGUAAUUCAGUUUGGCGUCUUGCGGCAUCCAUUUGUAAAUUUUGAGAUUAAUGCAAUUAUUUUAAGAUUAUUUUCUUGUUAAAAUCUUUUCAAGCAAACUGCUGUCUACUGGAGAUAACUUUGCCUGACUGCGGGGUUGCUCUUGACAGUGAUCAUAGUGAGAAAGCACUCAUUAACCAUUGGGACUUAUAGUACUGAAAGCUUCUGGUUUGGUUUCGCAACAAAACUAACAUUCAUUCUAAAAUUCAGAUUUUCUGUUGUUUCUUCCUUGCAAAGCAUUAUUAAUUUUUUCCCCAUC